UCAGGUCCCUCGAGCUCCUGCUGUUGAUCCCCUUCAGCUGACGUCAGGAGAAAUGGCGGACCAGGAUGGCAGCGACGCAUCUCCUCCAGAGUCCCAAGCGUCUUAUUCUCAAUAUAAAUCAGAGGAUGGAAGAACAUCUACAGCCACCCGCCCCAGCUCUGCGGGCUCCGGGCAAGCAUACACUCCCACCCUGACCCCCAACACCACUCCUACCCUGACCCACACAACAACCAGCAACAGCCCCAGCAACAAUACCGCCACCAAAACAGACUCCUUGCUUUUCAACAAGAUUGACGAGAGACAGAGGUUAGCCCGUGAGCGCCGUGGGGAGCGUGAGAAACAGAAUGCUGAAAAGGAGGCCCAGUGGCAGGCACGCGAGGAGCGGGCCAGGCAGCACUAUGAGAAGCACCUGGAGGAGAGGAGGAGAAAGUUGGAGGAGCAGAGGGUGAAGGAGGAUAAGAGACGGGCUGCCGUCGAGGAAAAACGACGGCAGAAAAUGGAGGAGGACAAGGUUCGUCAUGAGGCGGUGAUUCGUCGGACGCUGGAGAGGAGCCAGAGAACCAAACAGAAGACCAACCGAUGGUCUUGGGGAGGGACACUGCACCCAAACAUUACCAGCACACCAGCCGAUGCUGACAGGCGGUCGGUGUCCACAAUGAAUUUAUCCAAACACACGGACCCUGUCAUUUCCAAACGUCUCUCCUCCUCCUCUGCCACACUUAUUCACUCUCCAGACAGAGGCUUACACAUGAGAACAGCCUCCUCUCCAGUUAUUAGCAAAGCUCAGUCCAAGCCCCGCCUACACCAUGGGAAGACGCCCCAGCAUAAAAACACAGGCCUCCGCCGUCUUCCUUUGACGACAUGGGAGAGCAAUGUGGUGAACCGCCUGCAGCAGCCAACACACUCCUACUUGGCUCGUAGCCGCAGUGCCAUGAGUCUGUCUGGAGAGCAAACAGCCAUGCCUGUGUGUCCUCGCUCAGUGUCCUGCCACCCCAUGGGCUCCAUGUCCUUCAAGGCCCUGCAGGCCCAGCCUCUUCCUCACUGCCGCAGCCAUGACAGGAGCCUCAGCAGGGAGACAGCCUCGUCCUCCUCCAAGACAAUUCGCAGGAGGACCACCGGCACCACACAGCAGAAGGACCGUGACCAUGUCAGGAAGUCAUGGAGCAACCUGUCACUCCCACUGGCUCCCAUUCUGAGUCUCCCCCCCAACAAGCGCUCCUCUUCUCUAGGCAAGAAGACCAGCAGAGUAGCACCCUCUUCUGGCAGGCAACUUCAAAAAUCAGCAGAGCGACCCCCAACCCCCAAGCUGCUCAAGUCUCCUGGGCCAGAGGACCCUGGAAACUUGCGUCCUUUUAGGACCACACCUGAGAAUCCCCAUUCCACCAGAGAGCAAGAAGAAGAAGAAGAAGAAGAGGAGGAGGAAGAGCAGGUCCUUAGUCCUCUUCAGCCUCGACCUCAGCCUCUGGGUCAGAACAAGAGCAGCAGUGAGCAAUCACCACCACCAGCCAGGGAGAGUUUAAGCAGUCCUCCAGCUCACAGGCCCUCUGCAGGCACCACAGAUCCAGAGGAGGCGAGUCGUAUCCUGGCUGAGAAUCGUCGGCUGGCCAGAGAGCAGAGGGAGAGAGAGGAAGAGGAGCGCAAGCAACAGGAGGAGCAGGCCAGGUUAGCGAGAGAGGAGAUGGCUCGCCGUAAAGCUGAGGAGAGAGCAAAGAGAGAGGAGGAGGCUCAGCGUCAGGCCGAGGAGAUGAGAAGGAAGGAAGAGGAGGGGAGAAAGAUGGAGGAAGAGAGACUUGAGAAAGACAGAGAGGAGGCAGAGAAACUUCAGAAACAGGUCAGGAAAAGUAAACUAGUAGAACCAGCCCAGAAGUUUGUACAUCUGAAAGGAAACCAACUGUGUGUUUGUGUGUGUGUGUGUGUGUGUUUGUGUGUUAGAAAGAGGAGGAAGAGUCUCGACAGAGAGAGGAGGCAGAGCGAAUGAGGCAGGAGAGAGAGAAACACUUCCAGAAAGAGGAGGCAGAACGACUGGAGAGAAAAAAGCGUCUGGAGGAAUCAUGAAGAGAACAAGGCGUUCAGACACAGCGGAGAAGAGGGUUGUUCCUAGGAAUGGUGACAAUGCAGUGACCCCCGCCAGUCCAGGCCCUUCUACUUUGACUGUGUCGCCAGCACUCAGCAGCAACGGUCAGGAAGCUGACCCAAGCCCAAAGACCACCCCAUUAAGCCAAUCUGACCAGGGAGAGAACGGAGAGUUUGAAGAGGUUAUUGUACUGCCUUCACAUUCCAGGUUGUCUCCUCCUGAGGGAGAGGAGCAGCAGCAGCAACAGGAGGAGGAGAGACUUCCUGUCAUAGCCUUCAGGGAGAACGGUCUCCUAAAACCUCUGAGCGGAGUGGAGGAUAUAUCAGCCCAGCAGGGACCAGAUGUUGCUUGAGGCCCUUUCAGGACGAGAUGAUUCCGCACCCAGAGAGACAGGAAGUGAGGCGGCAAGAGAGGUAACAGACCUGUUGAAUCAAAAGGAGGGACUUGUAGCAUCGCAGUCGGAUCCUUCUAGAGGUUUACCUUCUCACCCUCCUGUGACAGAAGAGCACCGCAGCCAUUUCCCAAAGAAGCUGUCUCCAAAGCGUCUCCAGAGAGAAGAGUCCCUUUAAGCAUCUCCAGAGAGAACUUUGUUAUUCCUCUUCAAACUCUGAGGAGUUUGUCACAAGAUGGCGCCAUGCCAUCUUGUGACUCUUUAGAUGUGUGUUUGUGUGUGUGUGCGUGCGCAUGUCUGAGUGAAUGAGAGACAAAUAAUAAUGUAACUUGAGAUCAGCUGUUAAGUCUUCAGACAUGAUACUUGAAGAGAUUAUUUUGGCGCUGUAGAACUGUAACACAUUCACAAAAUCAGCAAUGUGACAUAAUAACUGGUACUCGCACAUCAGGUUCAGAGUUACAGGUUUCAUGCUCUCUGACUGGAACCUCAUAGUUCUUUUGUUUCAACAUUUCUAUUGAAAUGCAUCAGGUGAGAUGAUAUGAGUGCAUGAAGUUUAUCUGGACUACAUAAAAGUAUAAUGUAAUAUAUUUGGAUGAGUGUGGCAGGGGUGACAGAGCAUGAAGUUUAAUUUAAAUUAUGACAAAAUGAAAAACAUUGUUCUCAGAGAAAUGGGGUGUAAACUACUGAUUCUUUUACUUUUGUUUAAUUGCUGUACAGAUAAAUUGAUUCUUUGUUUUGUCCGCGGGCUGUCUUCACUUUUUGUUUUAACUGAAAGUAAAAACUGCUUUGACUUUAAGUAAUGCCCUUUAAUUUGUUUACCCCUUACAUUUCCCUAAUGCUGCAUCAUGUCACAGUUAUCUGAAAAGUGUUGGAAGUUAACUUUUCUUUUGGCCAGGAGAGUAAAUUUGCUGGUGGUGUUAAUUCUGUCAUAAUCUGGGUCAUUUGAUCUAUUCAAUGAAGGACACAAUAAAAAAAAAAAAAGCUGCUACUGUGAUGUUUUUUUGCCUUACAGCAUCAUAGAAAGACUGAGCCAUGAAGAUAUGCAUUCCCAGUGUGAGCUUUGGCAUAUUUGCUAGUGGCUUCCUUUCCUUAUUUAUUUAAAAGUUUUUAAAAGCAUCACUGUCUAUAAUAUUGGAGCAAUAAUGUUAAGAAUUCAAAAUUCAUACAGGGAUUUAACUGGAUAAACCAUUGCACUCCUGUGAUCUUCACAUGCAUCUUUGUCAUCUCCAAAUAAUGCUGCUCUCUUUGCGUUUUUUCCAGGAACCUUUUGCAUUUAUUUUAUUUUCAAGUCUUGCAGUUGCACCACGUAGAAGGAAACUUCAGAAAUAUUACCCAUGUUUGUCUUAAGGGCCUGUUUCUGUCAAUAGUGCACAGCAUGCUGUUAUCAACGUGCUAACUUGACUGAGUUUGUUAAAAGAACUUUAACAGAAGCUAAAUCGAUUGUAAAAAAUGAUACUUAGAUAUUCUAUGAAUUAUAUGUAAAAGUUGAUAUAUUUUACUAAGACUGACCACUAGUCUUUGAAAAGUAAUAAUCCCUUUACUUCAGAGGGUCUGUGGGAUGAAAUCUUUGAUUAACUGUCAAACUGAAAUUACUGAAAAACAGUUGCAGCAGUACGCUUGGGCCAGAAAAUAAAACCUUUUGACUUGA
This is a messenger RNA of Labrus bergylta (ballan wrasse), 4113 nucleotides long. Lineage: Eukaryota; Metazoa; Chordata; Actinopteri; Labriformes; Labridae. The record is from RefSeq and is a predicted model, not a curated record.